Stegodyphus dumicola is the source of this 5262-nucleotide messenger RNA. Its product is annotated as ataxin-3-like. Gene Ontology annotation, cellular component: nucleus. Gene Ontology annotation, molecular function: cysteine-type deubiquitinase activity. The record is from RefSeq and is a predicted model, not a curated record. Lineage: Eukaryota; Metazoa; Arthropoda; Arachnida; Araneae; Eresidae. Gene Ontology annotation, biological process: protein deubiquitination.
GGUAGCAUGAAUAUUUUCCCAUAUUACCUCAUUCCUGAGCUUCACUUCCUGAGCACCAAAUUCGGGCAACGUGUUCUAAAGUUGUCAUAACCGAUCUUUCGAAAGCAAAAUUCUAUUUAUAUUUGGCAACAAAGAAAUCGUAAUGUUUAUAUCCGUAAUGGGUGGCCGAUCGAAUGAAUUUGACUGGAUUUUAAUUGCAGAUGACAUUUGAGAUAUAUUUUUCACAGUCUGAAACGCCGUUCCAUCGAUGGAGGAGAUUUUUCAUGAAAAACAAGAGGGUUCAUUGUGUGCUCAGCAUUGUUUAAAUGCCCUUCUUCAAGCACAUUAUUUUACUGCCGUUGAAUUGGCAACAUUAGCAAGCCAGAUUGAUGAAGAGGAAAGAUCAAGAAUGGCUGAAGGUGGCUUACAGUCUGAAGAUUAUCGUAAAUUUUUGCAACAACCUUCUGGAAAUGUAGAUGAUAGUGGUUACUUCUCUGUUCAGGUGAUUGCAUGUGCUUUGAAAGUAUGGGGGCUUGAACUGAUACCUUAUAACAGUCAAUGCUCAUUGGCUCAAAAUGCAAGGCGUGAUCCUACGCAACAGAGUGCUUAUAUCUGCAAUUUCUGGGAUCACUGGUUAACGAUUAGAAAAAUUGGAUAUCAGUGGUUUAAUUUAAAUUCAUUAUUAGUAGGACCUGAAUUGAUAUCAGAUACAUUUUUAGCUCUGUACCUGGCACAACUUCAGGAAGAAGGAUAUUCUAUAUUUAUUGUGGAUGGGAAAUUACCAGAAUGUAGUGCAGACAGAAUUUUGCGUCUUCAGCCUGCAGUACAGACAGAAAAACCUUGUUUAUUAUCUGAGGUGAAAGGAAUGAUGAACACAAGCUUGGAAGGGGAAGAAGACAGAACUUUACGUGAAACCUUAAAAUAUACUCUGGAUGAAUCUCUUCAACUUGAAGAUGAUUGUUUACAAGCUGCAUUAACCCUGAGCUUAAAUGAAUUUCAAAAAGCCUCAACAAGCAGAAAUAUUAGUGUGCGAGAAAAUGUAAAUAGAGACAAUCCAAGUGAUAACCAUCCUGCCCCUUCACCUGAAACAGAAAUGAGUGAGCAAGAAAUGCUGGAAGCUGCAAUCAAAAUGUCCAUGGAAUCAUCAUGACAUGGAAAUGCCCUAGUUUGCAUCAUGUCUAUUGUAAUUUGUAAAAAUAUUUUUAAAUAUUAUUUCUGAACUUUUUAUAAAGAUGUUUUUAAAAUCAGAAUUUGUUGUUAAUGAAAUAAAAAUAUCCAAAUAACUUCAUUAAUUUUGUAUCAAAUAAUCAAGUCAAUUUCAUGCAUCAAAAUUUAUAGAUUUCUUAACAAUAAGUUGCAGAAUUUGAUUUUUCUUGAUUUUCAGUUAAUUUUUAAAUAUUUUUUUAGUUUAAAAAUUGUGAUAUGAUAUUUAUAUAUGUGUUUUGAUGUUUCAUUCAUUUUAACUCUUUCUGAGUAUUGUACGCUAUGCCAAAAGCUCCCAAUCUCUGAGAAACGUAAAAUAAUUAUGAUGGAAUAGAAGACGGUAAAAAGGAAAGCAUCACAUUAACUUAAUAUAAACCAACAGGAAAGUUAUUAAUAAUUGACUUUUAGAGUUUUAUUCAGAAGUGUAUUGAAUGAUGUAUUGUAGAGAUUUGAUUUAUUGAUUGAUAAUCCAGUUUAUUGAUUAAUAUAUUGUAUAUUUUGGAUAAGCUAUGCCAUGGUCAGUUUAUUUAACUGGGUAUGAAACAGCAUUUGAAAGUUAUCUGCUAAGGGAAAGGAUGCCUUUCUAAGGAAAACUGGUUUAUAUACAUGACACAUGGGAAAACCACAAGAAUAUCGAUGUUGCCAACCUAUUUUCAGGAUUUCUAAAUGGGUUUAAUUGCCACUGUUCAGCAGUUUUAUACACUUUAUUCACUUCUUGAUUGCUUCUUCCACGUUACAGUGUACAAUGUAAGAUCACAUGUUGUUGUAUCUUUUAGGUACUUCCAUAAGAGAAAAUAAAUGGUGUCAAUACCAGACAGCAAGGAAGCAAAAGAUUUUUUGAGAACUUGAUUGUUAAAAAUUCUUUCAGUAGCCUUGUUUUGUUUGAUUUGUUGUUCUGUCUUGCUGAUGCAAGCAGCAUCAUUUGUCUUCCUAUAGCAGUCUCUCAAACUAUUGCACAAUAGCUGCAUAUACUGUAGAAGUUAUGGUAUUGUGAAAGAAAAUAAGCUAAUAGUUUUUUUUUAUAUAUAUAUAAAAUAAUUGCUAUUUUUUCUAUAUGGAAUAAAGCUUUGUAUAACUUGCACAGAUUUUCUGCUAUUCAUGUUGUCUUAGAUGUAUUAGUGUAGAUAAAAAGUAUGCCUCACUGGGCCAAAAAAUAUAUAUGUACUAAUUCUGAACUAGUUAUAAAUAGUUUACACAAUUUGUCUAAAAUAAUGACAACAGUGAACACAUUUUUAAAUAUUUAACAGCCUUGAUUCUAAUACUGUGGAAUAUAAUCAAAACUUAAGUCGUUUAUUGAACAAAGAUAUAUGACAUGCAGUUGCAAAUUGUAUUGUCCAGUGAUAGCAGUAAGUGUUCUUUAACAUUUACAAAUACUGAUAUUACUGUUUUGGGUCUUUUACAUCUUUUUCUACAAUUAUAUCCUCUAGUUUCAAGAAAACAUGAUCAUGCACUAUCACUUACAUGAAAUCAAGCUUGGAUAACUUCAGCACACUCUUUGAAAACUUGCUUGUAAAUUAUGAUUUUACAUAUGUAGUCUUUUGUAUCAGUAAAAAAUCCAUGGUUGCUUGAACUACUUCAUUUGAAAGUCCAGUGAUUAUAUGAUACUAUUAGUUUGGUUUGCAGCAGCUUACAGAGGUGUUCAGUUUAUGAAAGCACCAAUCAUUCUUUUUUGCUGUCUUCAGUUUCACAAUAAUAAAUUAUUUAGAGAGUUAAAAAACUUAUGCCAAGCAGUUUGCUUUAAAAAAAAAAAAAAAAAUAUAUGUAAUAUUUUAUUAUUGAAACGCAGAUUAAUGAAAAAUGAAUCGGCCUAUCGCAAAAACUCAAAAACUGAACUAAAUAAGGAAUGUGAGAUUGAAUUUGUUAUACGGUCAGAAAAUAUAAAAAGAUUUCAAAAAUUGUAAUUGCUAAACUUGAUCCUGAAAAUAUAGUUUCUUAGCUAAUUCAGCCUACUUUUUUUGGUUUUCUAACAUUACACUGCCCAUAUAUUCAAUUAUUUUGCAGCUGUAAAAUGUUUGUUUAACCUUUUAAAGGCCAAUUUCAGAUCUCUGUUUAUUUCCAAUUACUUUUUUGUGUAUUCCACUAAUCCUUUAGUUGAAAAAUAUCAGUCACUAAAAUGAAGGUGGAAAAAAUAUGUAUGAUGUUUUCAAUGAGGAACAUUAGCCACUUCUGAUUAAGCUCAUUAUGCUAUUCUUAAAAAUGGAAUACAAUGAAAUAAAAUUGACCAAAUAAUAAGCAAACUAGUAAGUAAUUAUGCAGGAUUUAGUUUUAAAUUGAAACACAGCUAGAUUAGAAUUCAGCUGAAAAUUUAUAAAUUUAAAUGGAAAAAACAUCCCUUUUCUGUCUGAAAAAUCACGUAUUUUAUACCUGUAUUUUAUUGUUCUUUGGAAACCAGGUCAAAUGUAACCUUUUUUAUUUGAAAGUUCCUUUCUCAAAUCAUAAGAUGUGAAAAACAUUAUCAAAAAUUAUAUUUACUUGGAAAGGGUUAGUAACAACUGACAGAAUGUUAUUGACAAUCCUAGUACCAAAAGGUGCUGUACCUUGUAUACCAAGUGCCUAGUACCAAGAGAUUUCCUUUCUGAAAUGUAAGAUUUUCUCUUUCCUAAAAAUAUAAGGAAAGAAGUUUAUAUUUAUUUUUGAUAGAAACUCACAGUAAGGGGAUUUCUAUGUUUCACAGAAGAAUGGAUACUGUCCAGUGUUCUCAGUUAGGAACUAGGAAAUUUAAUGAAUUAUAAAUGCAUUUCAUAUUAAUAUUGUAUUUUAUGUUUUUCUAGUAAAAUGAACAUUUUAAUUAUGUCUGCUGUUUUUUAGAAACGUUAGAUCAUUUUUUAAUUUUAUAUGAAUUUUUAAGUUGUACCCUAUGAAUGACCAAAAAAGGGGGGAGGGGCAUUUUUUUCUAAAUUUCUGCACAUUGCCCAUUUUGUAUCUGAAAAGACUUUUUUUACAUUAAGAAUAAAUGGUAUAUUUUUGAGUCAAUGGGAAUGAAAUUUUAUUUUGAAAUGAAUUUACAAUUUGAUGUUUCUGAUUAGAAAAAUUAGCUUGUAAAAGGUUAACGUCACCUUAAGCAUAUUUUUCUUUAGUGUCUGUUGUUAUUUUAAUAUAAAAUUUUGAACAAAUUUUACAUACUAAUGCAGAAUAAUUUUCUAAAUAAAUAGACAAAUACCUUAUAUUCCGACAUAUAACACUCAAAUAUAGUAUCAAAUAUAUUUAAAUAUAGUAUCAAACUAUAUUUUAAAAUUUUUAGACGAAUUCGUCAUGUAACAGAGACCCUUUUCUUUGUGAAGAAACCUGAAAGAUACAUGUGCGAUGCUCUUUUCUUUUGAAGUUAUUCAUUGGAAGAUUUUUCCCAGACUGUCGAACAAUGGUAUACUGAAUUGACAAGCGAUAAAGGGAACAAUAUGUGUAGGGAAGAUGCUUGAGAGAGCAAAUAAUUCUGAAAGGAAGGUAGAUUGUAUUCAGUACAGUUGUACAUAAAAAUUUUCUAGGGUUUUGAGAAGAGGAGGUAAUUUGGGGUAAGAAUGACUCGAAUGAAUCUGCAGGAUUAGAAGUCGGAUGUUUUCUCUUUCUGUAGUUGUUUGAAGCUGUAAUUUUGAAAUGAACAUCAAAGAUUUAGUAAAUUGCAUUUGCUUUAGUUGAAAUACACUGCUGCUAAAGGGAGCAAACAAAAUGCUGUUUUCAAAUGCAAAAUCGUUCAGUUUUUCGAAAGAAAAUGGAAAUCAUGCAGCAGUAAGUAUGUUUGGUGUUAGUGAAUACUCCUUCAGAUUUUCUAUCCUUAGUUGCAUGUACAAUUGUAUAAGUAACUUAACAAUGUUUUUUUCAUUAAUAUUCCAUUUAUUAUCCCAUUAAAAGUAAUUUUUAUUUUACAGUUUUUGCUAUAGAAAAGCAAAGAUAAUAGAGCUUUGUAGCUAAGCUUCAUUUUUAGAAACUAUAAUAAUAAUAAAGAUUUUGAAAUGUUAAAUUUUUUCCCCCUUCAUUUAGAGCUAAAAUAUUCUACUUAUUGAUGGUAAGCAUGGGUUUUUCUUUACUCCUGUAUUGCUAAAAAUUGAGAGAUUUAAAAAAAAAAAAAAAAAAAAAAAAAAAAAA